This is a messenger RNA of Artibeus jamaicensis (Jamaican fruit-eating bat), 584 nucleotides long. It is a transcript of the gene DBI, whose product is annotated as diazepam binding inhibitor, acyl-CoA binding protein. Lineage: Eukaryota; Metazoa; Chordata; Mammalia; Chiroptera; Phyllostomidae. Gene Ontology annotation, cellular component: mitochondrion. The coding region runs from base 121 to 384 and encodes 87 amino acids. The record is from RefSeq and is a predicted model, not a curated record. Gene Ontology annotation, biological process: fatty acid metabolic process. The transcript is spliced from 4 exons. Gene Ontology annotation, molecular function: fatty-acyl-CoA binding.
GUCUCUUGCGGAGCCGGCUUGGGGAGGCCUGGGUCUGCACUUGUGAAAGCGACGCCAGUCAAGUCUUCAGCUACUUCUUUCCGCUCUUCGCCUCCGCCAGCUCCCUGUAAUCCCGCCAACAUGUCUCAGGCUGAGUUUGACAAAGCUGCUGAGGAGGUUAAGCACCUCAAGACCAAGCCAGCAGAUGAUGAGAUGCUGUUCAUCUACAGCCACUACAAACAAGCAACUGUGGGUGACAUAAAUACAGAACGGCCUGGGAUGUUGGACUUCAAAGGCAAGGCCAAGUGGGAUGCCUGGAAUGAGCUGAAAGGGACUUCCAAGGAAGACGCCAUUAAAGCGUACAUCGACAAAGUAGCGGAGCUGAAGAAGAAGUAUGGGAUCUAGGUGUGGCUGCCAGCCAUGCGUUUUGUCUAAACUGAUGCAUCCCUUGUUUUUGUAAUGCUGCCAGUGGAGUGAAAUAACGGAUCAGCCCUCUUCCUGAACACUGUCCAGGCCAUGUCUCUAACAGAUUAAGGAGUUGAAAUGGUCACCUUGCUGAGUAGUUUUUGUCUCUAGGUCAAUUAAAACUGCAUUUAUUAUUUUAA